UGGUUCCUCUUUGCAGGUCAAGGAGAUGGGGGCCUGUGCCAACUGCUCCCACCCUGGCAGCAAGAUGGCCCCCUUCCGAAGCCAGUACAAAACCAUGUACUCCAUCCAGGCCUGCCUGCGCUCCUGCCUCCAAGCCAAGAUAGUGAAGACCUGCCAGUGUGCCCACUAUUCCUAUCCGCUGCCCAAAGGAGCCCAUUACUGCAACAACGAGGACUAUCCAUCCUGGGCCUACUGCUACUCCAUCCUGCGCAUGAGCCAGGAGCACCGGCAGGAUUGCAUCCAAUCUUGCAAGGAGACCUGCAACAACACCCAGUACAAGAUGACCAUUUCCAUGGCAGAGUGGCCCUCCGAAGCUUCAGAGGACUGGAUUUUCCAUAUUUUAUCUUACGAAAGAGACACGUCAACCAAAGUGACUCUGGACAGAAACGGAAUCAUCAAGCUCAGCAUCUACUUCCAGGAAUACAACUACCGCACCAUCUCAGAGUCUGCAGCAACCACGAUUGUCUGGCUCCUCUCCAGCCUCGGCGGGCAGUUCGGCUUCUGGAUGGGGGGCUCCGUCUUGUGCCUCAUCGAGUUUGGGGAGAUCCUCAUCGACUUCGUCUGGAUCAGUGUCCUGAAGCUAAUCUCCUGGGGCAAGGGGCUGAAGUGGAAGCCAGCCCGCAGGCCCCCAGAUGCCCUCCCGUCCAUCUGCGAGAAAGUGGAGGCCUACACCAACCUGGGCUUCUGCGGGGAGGAGGAGAAGGCGGCAGCAGCUGAGGGCCCGGGGGGUGGGGCCCCAGAUGCUCAAGGGGCUGGCUCUGAGCCGGGCACUCCGCCCCCCAAGUACGACUCUCUUCGUGUGCUCCCUGUGGAUCUGGUGGGGCCAGACAGCGACGAGGAAGACGCUCCUGGAGUGGACCCAAAGAGCGAGUGAGGCCAGGAAGGCAGGUUUCCUCCCUGCUCCCCAGGCCCCUGCAGGGCAUCUCUCCCUCUUUUCUGGACAGCACAGCCACCCUCCAGUUCCACUCAGCCCAGCAGAAACUCGGGGAGCAGCCGGAGAGCCCAGAUCUGCCCAAAGACGUUUCUUUCCGGGUGUAAAUCUGGCAAGUCCAGAUGUUGCCAUGAACGAACGUUGCCAUGAAAGGGGGCUUGCAGCCAGUCGUGGGAAAUGCUCGGUGCACAUCUUAAAGUGAACAGGGGGCCUGGGGGGGGGGAAGGGGGGGGCCAGGGCCAGGCCUUCUGGGUCCUGCCUGCGCCUGC
Molecule: messenger RNA, 1239 nt
Organism: Notechis scutatus (mainland tiger snake)
Lineage: Eukaryota; Metazoa; Chordata; Lepidosauria; Squamata; Elapidae
Source: RefSeq, a predicted model, not a curated record